Messenger RNA from Hemiscyllium ocellatum (epaulette shark), 882 nucleotides. It is a transcript of the gene styxl1, whose product is annotated as serine/threonine/tyrosine interacting-like 1. Gene Ontology annotation, cellular component: mitochondrion. Bases 1 to 882 code for a protein of 293 amino acids. The transcript has 8 exons. Gene Ontology annotation, molecular function: protein phosphatase binding; protein phosphatase inhibitor activity; protein tyrosine/serine/threonine phosphatase activity. NCBI's taxonomy places the organism in Eukaryota, Metazoa, Chordata, Chondrichthyes, Orectolobiformes, Hemiscylliidae. Gene Ontology annotation, biological process: protein dephosphorylation; positive regulation of intrinsic apoptotic signaling pathway; negative regulation of cytoplasmic stress granule assembly. The record is from RefSeq and is a predicted model, not a curated record.
AUGGCUGGAAUCAUCUUUUGUGAAGCCACAGAGCUCUAUAAUUUAUUGAAUCAGUGCACAAACUACUCCAGGUUAACAGAGCCUAUUUACCUUUAUUUAGUUGAUGUACGAACAAAGUCUCAGUAUGAUGAAAGUCAUGUGAUAACAGCCAAGAGAGCAAAAAUGGAUGCAUAUGGUAAUUAUUUGCUACCACAAGAUAUAGAGCUUGAGUGUGUAAAGUAUUGUGUGGUAUAUGAUGGACACACAAAAUCAUCUGACGUGGAAGGUCCUGCUAUACUAUAUGCAAAGCUACUGGAAGUUUUCAGUCGCCAACCUAUCAUGGUCCUAAAUGGUGGGUACGAAUUCUUCUCUGCCUGCUAUCCAUUCUUCAGGACACAGAAAAUAUUUUACAUGCCACAGGAGCUGGAUGCUUUUGAACCCUAUCCUGCUGAGAUUUUACCAGCCAAACUUUACAUGGGUGCUUUUAAACAAGCCUCUGACAGAAAGAUGCAGAAAGAUCUAAAAAUCAAGGCUUACCUCAACCUCUGUCGUGAAAAAGAGAUCAUCAUUGCAGAAGAGAGCUUUACUCCAAUAUUACACAUUCCUUCUUCAGAAGAAACUAAUCUUCUGGCCCACUUCCCAAUGAUGUGUGAAUUCCUCGAUGACCAAUUAGAUAAAGGUGUGGUGCUGGUAUUCUCCACUUUGGGUAUAAGUCGUUGCUGUACUGUAGUGAUGGCCUACCUCAUGCAUUCUCAGAAAAUUACACUGAAGGAUGCUUGGGCGCUUGUUCAGAAGUGUAAAGCAAGCAUUCGGCCACAUCGAGGUUUUGUAUGGCAGCUUUCUAAAUGGGAGAAAUCUGUAUUGCAGCAAACGAUCACAAAUGUCUCUGACCCUUAUUACUGA